Messenger RNA from Propithecus coquereli (Coquerel's sifaka), 2303 nucleotides. RefSeq names its product transmembrane protein 143 (gene TMEM143). NCBI's taxonomy places the organism in Eukaryota, Metazoa, Chordata, Mammalia, Primates, Indriidae. Gene Ontology annotation, cellular component: mitochondrion. The transcript is spliced from 8 exons. Bases 113 to 1492 code for a protein of 459 amino acids. The record is from RefSeq and is a predicted model, not a curated record.
GGGAGAAAUGCACAACUGUCAUUGACCCAGGCUUUGAGCAUGCGUUGUACUGCCGGCUGAAGCCAAACCUCGGGGGCCUAGGACGCCCUCCUGCACAUGCGUAGGAGACUCAAUGACAGUCCAGCGUUGGCUAAGGCUCUGGGGAAAGGGUCUGGCCAUGCUGCCUGUGACCCGGGGGGUGUGGGGGUCCGGGGUCCGAGUAGGGCCCCUGUUGCCCGCGCUCCUCUGGACCCCCCGGGCCCUGUCGUCGCUGGCGGCCAAGAUGGGGGAGUAUCGCAAGAUGUGGAACCCCAAGGAGCCCCGCGACUGGGCCCAGCAGUACCGCGAGCGCUUCAUUCCGUUCUCCAAGGAGCAGCUGCUCCGCCUCCUGAUACAGGAAUUCCACUCGAGUCCGGCAGAGAAGGCGGCUUUGGAGGCAUUCUCAACCCAUGUGGACUUCUGCACCCUGUACCACUACCACCACAUCCUGGCCCAGCUGCAGGCCUUGUAUGACCCCAUCAACCCCGACAGGGAGACCCUCGAGCAGCCAUCGCUAACAGACCUCCAGCGUUUGUCCAAUGAGCAGGAGGUGCUUCGGGCCCUGGAGCCCCUGCUGGCCCAGGCCAACUUCUCCCCGCUCUCCGAGGACGCCCUGGCCUAUGCACUGGUGGUCCACCAUCCUCAGGACGAGGUCCAGGUGACAGUAAAUUUGGAUCAGUAUAUCCACAUGCAGUUCUGGGCCCUGGGCCAGCGAGUCGGGGAGAUGCCCCGUAUGUCCAGCGUGGGCUCCAAGCGCGGCUUCUUCACCAAGAUGCCCCCUGUAGAGAGGAGGUACUUUAAGCGGGUGGUGCUGGCCGCCCGGACAAAACGAGGACACCUGGUGCUGAAGAGCUUCAAGGACACGCCGCUGGAGGGCCUGGAGCAGCUGCUGCCCGAGCUGAAGGUGCGCACGCCCACCCUGCAGCGCGCCCUGCUCAACCUCACGCUGGUCGUGUCUGGCGUGGUGUUCUUCGUCAAUGUGGGCAUGGUGGUGCUCACGGACCUCAAGGUGGCCACGUCCCUGCUGCUGCUGCUCUUUGCCGUCUUCAUGGGCCUGCGGGCUUCCAAGAUGUUCGGGCAGCGGCGCAGCGCGCAGGCGCUGGAGCUGGCGCACAUGCUCUACUACCGCAGCACGUCCAACAACUCGGAGCUGCUCAGCGCCCUGGCCCUGCGCGCGCAGGACGAGCACACCAAGGAGGCGCUACUGGCCCACAGCUUCCUGGCCCGGCGUCCGCGGGGCGCGGGAGGCCCGCCGGAAGAGACCUCCCAGUGGCUCCAGUCAGAGGUGGAGAACUGGCUCCUGGCCCAGUCAGGCUGUGACGUGACCUUCAACGGAACUCGGGCCCUGGCCCACCUGCAAGCCCUAACUCCUAGCGUGGGGUUGUACCCACCCCCGGGUUUCCCCAGACUAGACCCAUUGGCCACAGUCACUUCCGAAUUCCCCCAGGCUGCACCCAGCAGUAACAACCCUUGACUGAAACCUCGCUGCCCAGCCCCGCCCAGCCACCUGGCUAGGAACGAAGCCCCACCUCCUUCACAACGAGCUGUCAAUCACAGUUACUAUGUCUCUCCAACUUCCAAUUACUGACAGGCAGUUAUUUUUGCACCACCGUAUGCUUAAACAAAGCAGCCAAUCAAAGCAGCCAGCGGUUGCUAGGCCCCGCCCCUUCUAAUGAACAGCCAAUCAAAGCUAUUUAGCUCUGCUUCUAGCCCAUUUCUUAGACCCACCCUCACCAUGGUCAUCCAAAGGUGGUUUAGUUGAAGAGCUGGAGGUGUCAGCCAAUCACAGCCGUUCAGCUCUGGGUUCUAUAAACCACCAAGUAGAGUCAUUAAUGCUGUACUGUCCUGAGGCUAUACUCGUAUAUCAUUGUUUUUUCAGCCUGCUCCGGGCAAACCGCCCAUCAAGUGCACAAAGGCGGGGCCCCAGCUGGCAGCCCUGGAGAGCCAUUCAAGCUUUGCCUCCUGGCAAACAACCAAUGACAGCUGCUGGGCACUAUCAACCUUGGGCAGCCAGUUGUCUCUGCAGGGAAGCAACCAAUCGGAAUUUCUAAAGGAAACCUGAUCUUUCUAUAAAUUGCUACUGCUUGUAUGGCGGGCCAUCUGGUCAACUGCUGAUCAGGGUGUCCAGGCUGAAGGGGCUGGGAACCUUGUGCCAGGUAAAAUCUGUGGGUCUGGAGGCAACAGAGACCACCCUCACCCGAAGACUCGCUGCCACUCAGGCUCCCAACAACCUCAGGUGCCUUCCUUGCCCAGGUCCCUCGCCAUUUCUACAGAAACUACCUCGG